CGAGAAUUAAUUUGUUAUGACGAAAAAAUUGAUCUUGUGAUUUUUCUUUAUUUUUGACACCCAGACGUCAAAUUUCACAAUUUAAACCAUGACUGUUUGAAAAAGAAAAGUUCUUUUGGUGAAAGUGAGAAAGAAAAGGGGACGUAGAUGUAGAUCCAAGAAGCUGGGGCCAAGUUAAAAGUAAAGUACCGAGGCCCGACAUUUGUCAUUUGACAAGUCUGUUGGUUGUUAGGACUUACGAAAAAAAAAUAUAGGAGUGGCUUGUUCAGAUAAACAAGAUUAGAUGAUGUCCUUUGAACUUGACGUCUGUUCAAAAUGGUGGUCAGUUGGAUAGAUAUAGAUGAGUGGAAGGGGUAAUUCUUAUUCUGUGCCUGUGGUACCGGUUACCACGGAUCCCAUACCAGUCAGGAUUGAGUCACUCAAAAACAAAUCUAACAUGACGAAAACUGUACGAAAAUACGAAGUGUUUCCAGGGAAAAAUAAGUUUUAUUGUAAUGGACGUAUCAUGAUGGCGAAACAGAGCGGCAUUUUUUACUUGACCUGUUCCUUGAUUGUUGUUACAACUGGAUUAUUUUUUGGUUUCGAUUGUGUUUAUUUGGCUGUUCACGUGACGCCUGCGAUUCCAGCAAUCGGAGCCGUUCUUUUUAUCUUUGUCAUGAGCACAUUAUUCCGAACGAGUUUUAGUGAUCCUGGAGUGAUUCCGAGGUCAACUCCGGACGAAGCUGCUGAGAUUGAAAAACAGGUUGAAGUUCCGAAUACUAAUUCCCCCGGAACGUACCGACCUCCCCCACGAACUCGAGAAGUUGUAGUCAAAGGUCAAGUUAUUAAACUGAAGUAUUGUUUUACGUGUAAAAUAUUUCGACCACCGAGAGCCUCACAUUGUAGUUUAUGUGAUAAUUGUGUGGAACGUUUUGAUCACCAUUGUCCCUGGGUCGGAAAUUGUGUCGGAAAGCGAAAUUAUCGCUAUUUCUAUUUAUUUAUUCUCUCGUUGUCUGUAUUGUGUAUUUAUAUCUUUGCCUGUGUUUUAACUCAUUUAAUUCUGAGAGCCCAACAAGACAAUUUUCUGAAUGCUUUGAAGAGUUCCCCUGCUAGUAUCGUGGAAGCCGUGAUAUGCUUUUUCUCCGUCUGGUCUAUUAUUGGUCUAGCUGGAUUCCACACGUACCUGGCCACUUCCGAACAAACAACCAAUGAAGAUAUAAAAGGUUCGUUCACGUCAAAGCGUGGUCAAGAUAAUUUCAACCCUUACAGUAAAGGUUCCAUCAUCAAGAAUUGUAUGACGGUACUCUGUGGCCCGACUGUUCCAAGCUUACUGGACAGAAGAGGCUACGUCGUUCCA
Messenger RNA from Lottia gigantea (owl limpet), 1336 nucleotides. RefSeq lists its product as hypothetical. Lineage: Eukaryota; Metazoa; Mollusca; Gastropoda; Lottiidae. The record is from RefSeq and is a predicted model, not a curated record. Gene Ontology annotation, molecular function: protein-cysteine S-palmitoyltransferase activity. Gene Ontology annotation, biological process: protein targeting to membrane; peptidyl-L-cysteine S-palmitoylation. The transcript has a single exon. Gene Ontology annotation, cellular component: Golgi apparatus; endoplasmic reticulum. The annotation marks the transcript as partial.